This is a messenger RNA of Trichoderma citrinoviride, 2550 nucleotides long. Its product is annotated as glycoside hydrolase family 67 protein. The transcript has a single exon. The coding region runs from base 1 to 2550 and encodes 849 amino acids. The record is from RefSeq and is a predicted model, not a curated record. Gene Ontology annotation, cellular component: extracellular region. NCBI's taxonomy places the organism in Eukaryota, Fungi, Ascomycota, Sordariomycetes, Hypocreales, Hypocreaceae. Gene Ontology annotation, biological process: xylan catabolic process. Gene Ontology annotation, molecular function: alpha-glucuronidase activity.
AUGGUGAUAAUACACAGUCUUCUUCUUCUGCUGCUGGCGGCCAUUGUGCCUGUCUUUGCUGAGAGCGGCAUUGAUGCCUGGUUGCGAUACGCUCGUCUUCCAUCGUCUGCGACGAAAGGCCAUCUCAAUUCUUUCCCAGACAGCAUCGUCGUCCUCAACGCCACUAAGAACGGACCCCUGGCGAGUGCUUCGUCAGAGCUUCAGAAGGGCAUCAAGGGCAUUCUAGGUCUUGAUCUGGAUGUCAGCUCCGGCGGAGGAAAGUAUUGCUCUGCGCAGAAGAGCAUUGUCAUUUCCACUCUCGACACGUACCGGUCCGCCUGUGGCAGCAAGCUCUCACCGAGGCCGAGCCUCAAGGAUGACGGAUACUGGCUGAGCACCAAGGGAGGGUCAGUCCAGAUCCUCGGCCAGAAUGAACGGGGCGCUCUCUACGGCGCGUUUCAGUAUCUCUCGCUCCUCGGCCAGGGAGACUUUUCGGACAAGGCGUAUGCUUCGAACCCAAGCGCGCCUGUUCGAUGGUCCAAUCAGUGGGACAACCUCAAUGCGGCAACGGCAGCCCAUGGAAGCAUCGAAAGGGGCUAUGGAGGACCGUCCAUCUUCUUCGAGAACGGGCUCGUCAAGGAGGAUCUCUCUCGAGUCCCGCUCUACGGCCGUCUGCUGGCCUCGGUCGGCCUCAACGGCGUCAUCAUCAACAACGUCAAUGCCGACGCCAAUCUCCUCAACGAGACGAACCUCCUCGGCCUCAAGAGAAUUGCCGACCUGUUCCGGCCGUGGGGGGUCAAUGUCGGCAUCUCACUCAACUUUGCAUCGCCGCAGGUUCUCGGAAACUUGUCCACGUUUGACCCUCUGGAUGAAACCGUCAUCAAGUGGUGGACGGACAAGACAGACAGAAUCUACCAGCUCGUGCCGGAUCUGGCCGGCUAUCUGGUCAAGGCCAACUCCGAGGGCCAGCCGGGGCCCCUGACGUACAACCGCACUCUGGCAGAGGGUGCCAACCUGUUUGCAAAGGCCGUGCAGCCUCACGGCGGCAUCGUCGUCUUCCGGGCCUUUGUCUACGACCAGCUCAACGAGACGGACUGGAAGGCCGACCGAGCCAAUGCCGCCGUCGACUUCUUCAAGGAUCUGGAUGGUCAGUUUGACGACAACGUCCUGGUCCAGAUCAAGUACGGCCCCAUCGACUUCCAGGUCCGAGAGCCUGCUUCUGCCCUCUUUGCCAACCUGCCCAAGACGGCCGUGUCCAUCGAGCUGGAAGUCACUCAGGAGUAUCUCGGCCAGCAGUCGCACCUGGUCUAUCUGCCGCCUCUAUGGCAGACCGUACUAGGCUUCGACAUGCGAUACAACAACCGCCAGUCGUAUGUUCGCGACAUUAUAUCCGGCGAGGUGUUCAACCACAAGCUCGGCGGAUAUGCUGGCGUCAUCAACGUCGGCAUGGAUGAUACAUGGAUAGGCAGUCACUUGGCCAUGUCCAACAUGUUUGCGUAUGGACGGCUUGCCUGGAACCCGAAAGCAGACUCUCGAGACAUUGUCGAGGAAUGGACUCGUUUGACGUUUGGCCUGGACCGAGAUGUCGUCUCGACCAUUGCCGACAUGUCCCUCAAGUCGUGGCCCGCGUACGAGGGAUACAGCGGCAACCUUGGCAUCCAGACGCUGACCGACAUCCUUUACACUCACUAUGGCGCCAAUCCUGCCUCUCAGGACAACAACGGCUGGGGCCAGUGGACGCGUGCCGACGCCAAAACCAUUGGAAUGGACCGCACUGUUUCCAACGGCACGGGCAACGCCGGGCAGUACCCCAAGGAGGUCGCCGACCGGUUUGAGCACACCCAGACCACCCCUGACGACUUGAUGCUCUGGUUCCAUCACGUUCCGUACACCUUCAGGCUGCACUCUGGCAAGUCCGUCAUCCAGCACUUCUACGACGCUCACUACACCGGCGCUGCGACGGUACAAAAAUUCCCAGCGGAUUGGAGGUCGCUCAAGAGCAAGAUUGACGCCGAGAGGUACAAUGCCGUCUUGUACAAGCUGCAGUAUCAGGCUGGCCACUCGCUCGUUUGGCGUGACGGCAUCAGUGAGUUUUAUCGAAACCUGUCGAGCAUCCCGGACCAGCUUAACCGCGUCCGUAACCAUCCACACCGGAUCGAAGCCGAAGACAUGGAUCUUUCGGGCUUCACGACCGUCAAUGUCUCCCCUACCGAGUGCGCGUCCAAGUACAAGGCGAUUGCUACCAACGGGACAGGUACGGCCACGACGAGACUAAACGUCCCGAGCGGUAAGUAUACAGUUGCCGUCAACUACUACGACGUGAUAAACGGAACUGCUAGCUACGAUGUGCUGCUGAAUGGCAAGUCUGUCGGCACGUGGAAGGGUGACUCGGAGAAUCAUCUUGGUCAUGAUUUCAGCACGUUUCUUGACUGCCACUCGGCUAUUCGCAUUACGUUUGAGGGAGUCAAAAUCUCGAGGGGAGACAAGCUGACUAUCAAGGGGACCGGGGAUGCUCAGGAGCAGGCGGCGAUAGACUAUGUGGCCAUCUUACCUCAGGGGGUGGUGGAUUAA